CAACGGCUUCAAAACAUAAAUAAACCACCACAUAUAUUAACCAAACAUAUACAUAUAUAUACAGCGGUUGACUCACGUGAAUAUCAACCCUUGACAAUUCUUGAAAUUAACAAGGUUCAAUAUUUACACAUGUAUAUAUAUAUAUAUAUAAUCUUCAGCAAAAUCCCAUAUAUUAAUUUCUCACUCUGAUCGCCCUAACAGCCAUGGACGCUGCUUUGAGGAAUAUAGAAGACAAACUGAAGAGACUUUCAACCGAACAAGCUCUUAUCCUAUUCCUCUUCGCCGCGGCCAGCGUCCUCGGACUCUGCGUGGCCAUGACGACAACACUGUUAAAGCGGUUAAAGUUUCGAAAAGCGCCACCGGCGCCGGCGCCGGAGCCGGCUCGCGGCUGGGCAGCGGUUGUAAAGAGGGUGCUGGUGAGUUCGGUGAGGUGGAGUGGGCCGAGAAAGUGGCCGGGGGAGGCGGCCAGCGUAGGGAGCUGGGGUGAGAAUUCGCCGCUGCCGCUGCUAGAGAAGAGGAGGAUGAUGAGUAGGAAUCUGUCAUUUGAUCACGACGACGAUGAUGAUGGUGGUGAUGAGUAUGGGGUUGGGGUUGGGUGGAAGAGCCUUAACCCUCAUUCGCCGGUGUGGCAGAGACCGAUUCUGAUGGGAGAGAAGUGUGAGCUUCCCAGGUUCAGUGGGGUUAUUCUCUACGAUGAAAAUGGUCGGUUGCUUUGUGACAAUGCUCGCAAACAACAUUCAUGCAACCUCGCUCUAACUCAGGUUGUUGCGUGUUGUGUGCAGGAAAAAAGAGGUGCUGUGGUGAGGACAACACUCAGAGAUUUGCUGUGAAUUUGUGUGUGAGAAGACACAGCUAGGCCUAGGCAUAGGCAUAGGCAUAGGAAUGUGGGGUGGGGAUUCAAUAGUGGAAUGUUGGUAAAGUUUUCUUCUGCAUUAAAGUCCCCAUCGUUGUACACAUAAUACAUAUAUAUAGCUAUAACGUUUUUCCAUUAAUUGGCUAUGCCCAUUGCCCACUGUUUUUUUUUUAAACUGGCUAUGGCCACAAAUUGGUGCAACUGAUAAUGAAUACGACACGUUUAAAAAUACAAAUAAAUAACAGACCACCUCACCCAGUAAUCUAAUAAUACUGACAAAUUCAUUAAGGCCACGAUCAUU
This is a messenger RNA of Humulus lupulus (European hop), 1154 nucleotides long. RefSeq lists its product as uncharacterized. NCBI's taxonomy places the organism in Eukaryota, Viridiplantae, Streptophyta, Magnoliopsida, Rosales, Cannabaceae. Bases 204 to 830 code for a protein of 208 amino acids. The transcript is spliced from 2 exons. The record is from RefSeq and is a predicted model, not a curated record.